UUUACAUAGAAAUUUCCGCAUUUUGAGCUGGGAUCAGUGAAGCUCAACUUGAAGUUUCCCUUGUCCAGUGCAGGUCACUAAAUAAUUACAGGUUAUAAUGUCAAGGUUUCUCCUGAGAGCAAACCUGAGGAGAUGCGUCGCCUCUCAGAUUAGGAUGGCAUCUGAUCAGCUUGGUGAGUUGGGCAAGGGAGCAGGCAAAGGUGGUGGUGGAGGAGGCUCUGUGAGGGAGGCAGGUGGUGCAUUUGGAAAGAGAGAAGUAGCAGAGGAGGAGCGGUACUUCAGGCAGAAGGAGAGGGAGCAGAUGGAGGCACUGAGGAAGCAUCAUACUGAGGAGAUUGAGCACCACAAAAAAGAGAUUGAGCGCCUACAGAAAGAGAUUGACCGUCAUAAGGGCAAAAUCAGAAAGCUGAAACAUGAUGACUGAAGCGGGGAAGCCUGUCAUCAUUUCCAUCCAUCCAUCUUAUUGACAAGUCAAUGAUUAUCAGAUUUUGUUUGGGUUUUACUACUGCUCAAGGCAGGUCCUGUAUUAGAUUUCAUACUGACUGCAUGAAUACUAAAUAACAAUAAAGUACUUAAUUUUUCACAUCUCCAAGAAA
Messenger RNA from Lates calcarifer (barramundi perch), 596 nucleotides. It is a transcript of the gene atp5if1a, whose product is annotated as ATP synthase inhibitory factor subunit 1a. Gene Ontology annotation, biological process: negative regulation of ATP-dependent activity. Gene Ontology annotation, molecular function: ATPase inhibitor activity. The record is from RefSeq and is a predicted model, not a curated record. Bases 98 to 424 code for a protein of 108 amino acids. NCBI's taxonomy places the organism in Eukaryota, Metazoa, Chordata, Actinopteri, Centropomidae. Gene Ontology annotation, cellular component: mitochondrion. The transcript is spliced from 3 exons.